CCGGGCUAGGCCCCGGGCGGCUCCAGGCCUGGGCGGCCCGCGGAGGGCUGGGCCCGGCCCCUGGCUUCGGUUUCGGCUCCCGGGCCGGCGGGCGUCCGCUAACCAUGCCCGGCAAGCACCAGCACUUCCAGGACCCCGAGGUCGGCUGCUGCGGGAAAUACUUCCUGUUUGGCUUCAACAUUGUCUUCUGGGUGCUGGGAGCCCUGUUUCUGGCCAUCGGCCUCUGGGCCUGGGGUGAGAAGGGUGUCCUCUCCAACAUCUCGGCGCUGACGGACCUGGGUGGCCUGGACCCCGUGUGGCUGUUUGUGGUGGUUGGAGGUGUGAUGUCGGUGCUGGGCUUCGCUGGCUGUAUCGGGGCCCUGCGGGAGAACACCUUCCUCCUCAAGUUUUUCUCCGUGUUCCUCGGCCUCAUCUUUUUCCUGGAGCUGGCGACGGGGAUCCUGGCCUUCGUCUUCAAGGACUGGAUCCGAGACCAGCUCAACCUCUUCAUCAACAACAACGUCAAGGCCUACCGCGAUGACAUUGACCUCCAGAACCUCAUCGACUUUGCUCAGGAAUAUUGGUCUUGCUGCGGAGCCCGCGGGCCCAACGACUGGAACCUCAACAUCUACUUCAACUGCACUGACUUGAACCCGAGCCGGGAGCGCUGUGGGGUGCCCUUCUCCUGCUGUGUGCGGGACCCUGCGGAAGAUGUCCUCAACACCCAGUGUGGCUAUGACGUCCGGCUCAAACUGGAGUUGGAGCAGCAGGGCUCCAUCCACACCAAGGGCUGCGUGGGCCAGUUUGAGAAGUGGCUGCAGGACAACCUGAUUGUCGUGGCCGGGGUCUUCGUGGGCGUUGCCCUCCUCCAGAUCUUUGGCAUCUGCCUGGCCCAGAACCUCGUGAGUGACAUCAAGGCAGUGAAAGCCAACUGGUGAGGCCGCCGUGGGCCAUGAGCGCACGCCUGGCCUGCCCAGGCCGCUGGAUCAAACGUGAUGAUGGCUACAAACUCCUCCAGUAAACGCUGCUUUGAACACUGCUGGCUUCCACUGGCCGCCUCCGAGGUCCCUCGGCUGCUGGGCUUUGCUGGAACUGCGGCCGGGACCCUGGCCUGGACCCAGCCUCCCGGCGGCUUGGCCGCAGCCCGGAGGUUUAUUCCAGCCGUCAGAAAUUGGGGUCUUUCACAUAAAAGCCCAGCUCCCCGGCUUCUCCGUAGAACCACGACCUGGCCCCAUCUCCCUGAGGGCCUGCCCAGCCUUCCUGCUCACCUAAGUGCCCUGCCCGACCCCGUAGGCUGGGAGUUGGCCUCCCCGCCUCUGUAGGUUAUGUCUGCCAAGCCCUGAGCUGAGCGAGGCCCCAGAGCGUGGGGAAUGGGGAGGUGGGACCCUGCUGGGACAACAGCGUCCGGCCCUGCGGGACCGAGGUGGGUGCCAGUGUCCAGCGGAGCGGCCAAGGACUUGCAAGAGGAGUUAGAAGAUUUCACCCAGGAAGCUGCUAGAAGCUCAGGGUGUGGCCCCUGCAGGGAGGGAGGGGAACUGUCGGCCACAGACGGUUGACUCCCAGAAAAAGUUGAAAGUCGUCCCUACAGCCUGCAGAGCUACCUCCUGGCCGGCAGAGGGCGCCGGCACAGCGCCACCGGCCUGGCUGCUUGCUUCCCGCCGCUUGCCCGCUCUGCGCCGCCGCCUCCUGUGCGCACCCUGCUUGCUAGCGCUUCAAGUUCAGGGAGUCUGGACACUUGGACAGGAGCGAACGGUCCUGGGCGUGGGAAGCCUGGCCGCUGUCCGCAGCGCUGGCUCUUAGCAGCUGCAUGGAGCGGGCAGUGGCCUUGCCCCACCCCCUUCCGGGCUGCGGGUAAAAGAAGGAGUUGGGGUCCCGCCGGCGCCGGUCGGCCGUGCAUGGGGAGCCGCUGUUACUGGAGAUGUGGCGUUGUGACGGGAGGAAUGUUCGCACAACCUAAGGGAUGCUGGCGACUUGCCUGGGAGCGCGGGAAGGUGUGGUGGGGACUGUGGCAAGGCCCAGGUUCCCAUCGGAAGGUGGCUGUGACGGAGGUCUAGGCAGAAAUCCGGAGAGGCCAGAGAUACGGAUUUUUAUGUGCGCGGUCUUGAUUUUUUUUUUUUUUUUCAGUUCUUGGCAAUGAGUUAAAUCGAGCCAAACAAAAGGCACUUUUUUGCCCAGCAGUGGCCCCUGUGCCACUGAAGUUUCCUCGGGGACAGUCAUCCACCAGGGCCCUGGCCGCGCUGCUGUUCAGGGAUGCUGGGAGCUGCCGGCGGGGGUGGGGGUGGGGGCCUGUGCCCAGCAGUGUGGCUCCAUGGUGCCCACGGGGAAUGUCCUGGGGGCCCUGGCCGUGGGUGGCUUGUGUACGCUACAAUAAACGCCGCUCACAGUC
Molecule: messenger RNA, 2365 nt
Organism: Lepus europaeus (European hare)
Lineage: Eukaryota; Metazoa; Chordata; Mammalia; Lagomorpha; Leporidae
Gene: TSPAN17
Product: tetraspanin 17
Exons: 9
Coding region: 105-917 (270 amino acids)
Biological process (GO): regulation of vascular endothelial growth factor signaling pathway; protein maturation; protein localization to plasma membrane
Cellular component (GO): membrane
Source: RefSeq, a predicted model, not a curated record